CAUUCAAGGUGCGGCAGAGGAACAGGUGCGUGAAGACUCGCAGAGACACGCUAUAAAUUGCAGAGACGCUUUAUAAGUUGUACUAUCACCGUUGUCUGCGAACCUAUUUCCAGAAAACUAAGGAAUACGCAAAUAAACAAGACUUUUCAAGCAACGACGCAAACUUCGUGAAAACCCGCUCAGAUUUUAAAGGAGUGACUGGGGGAUUUGUACCUUCACAGCAGGUGGACGUCGUCGAGUCGUUGAGGAGGAGGAAGAAGAAGUAAAAAUGGCUAACUCAGGUCUACAGAUUCUGGGAUUCGCCCUGGCCCUUAUAGGCUUAAUUGGACUGAUAAUUGGCACCAUUUUGCCGCAGUGGAAGAUGUCCGCCUAUGUCGGGGACAACAUCAUCACGGCGGUGGCCAUGUACGAAGGGCUGUGGAUGUCCUGUGCGUUUCAGAGCACAGGCCAAAUCCAGUGCAAAGUGUACGACUCCAUCCUGCAGCUCAACAGUGCCCUCCAGGCAACUCGCGCCCUUAUGAUUGUUAGCAUCAUUGUGACUGUGGCUGGCCUGGGUGUAGCCUGCAUGGGAAUGAAGUGCACCAACUGUGGAGGAGAUGACAAAACGCGCAAGUCCCGCAUUGCCAUGACUGGAGGCAUUAUCAUCCUGAUUGGAUCUUUGUGUUCCAUUGUUGCCUGCUCUUGGUAUGCUCACGACAUCAUCCAAGCCUUCUACAACCCUUUCACCCCCGUCAAUACCAAGUACGAGUUUGGUUCUGCCAUCUUCAUUGGCUGGGCUGGAGCAUUCCUGGCUGUAGUAGGAGGUGCCAUGUUGGCAGCAUCCUGCCCAAGAGGGAAAUCUACACCGAAGUAUCCCAUCUCCAGACCCCCCAGCAGCAAGGAAUACGUUUGAAUAGGACGGGACUCAGUGUUAGAGGCACUUUAACAUUCAUGCUAGUCCAACUCAGAGAUUGAAACAUUUGAAAAGCUGUAUCCGAGGAGGUGAUCAUCACCUGUUUUUAAUUUUAUUUUAUAUUUUAGAUCCUUCAGGGCUACCCUGUCAUGUUACUGUAUAUUUUAACAAAUGGAUUAAAUUUUGAAAUGAUGGCUGUUGACUUUAUAAAGACCUUAUUUGCCCUUGCCCUGUCUAGAGCUACAGUCAGUGCUUACUGAUUUGUAUACUACAUGGUAUACUGUCCACUUAGUUGACACCUGUGAAGCACUAAGUUUAAAAUUAAGGUGAAACACCCAUAAUAACAUACAACUUCGUAUGUAGAAGAUUGUUCACAUGCUGCAUGCAACAAUUUACAGCGCAUUAAAAUGCGCAGUGUGUUUGGGGAAACUGUUUGAACUGAAUCUACAUCAGAUAUGGAAAUAGACCACUUCCACCAUUUGUUACUGUGUUGGCUGACUCCAUAGAGGUUAAACAUCUGGCACCUGAGAAGCAAUUUGCUACCAUUAUUUCCAUGUAUAUGUGCCUUAUUUAUAUGAACACAGAAAAUCAUUCGGUACCAUUGUAAACUAUUUUUGUUUUUAAUCAAGUGCCAGAGUGAAAUUGUAACAGUAAAUUACAGUGAACUAAAUCCUUGCAGUCAGAUUACAAAUGUUUUUGUUGACAUUCAUACAGCAACAGAUGUUGUGAGCGAUGUAUUUGUUGACUUGUUCUGUAAUAACAGUUUGUGUGAAUGGGCUUGGCUUAUUGCUGCAGGUUGUUUUUAGUCUCAAUAGCUGUUGCUACACUCAUCAAAUUUUCAGUUUUUUUAAGGACAUUUUAAAUUGUGAUUUUGCAAAGUUUGUGUUGUACAUAAAUAAAAGUGGAAAAUGUACUUGUUUUUGGCUUGGGUAAAUGCCUUUAUUCUUAAAUAAACAUAAAUAAACUUGCAUAAAAGGG
Messenger RNA from Morone saxatilis (striped sea-bass), 1870 nucleotides. RefSeq names its product claudin 7b (gene cldn7b). Gene Ontology annotation, molecular function: structural molecule activity. NCBI's taxonomy places the organism in Eukaryota, Metazoa, Chordata, Actinopteri, Moronidae. Gene Ontology annotation, biological process: cell adhesion; bicellular tight junction assembly. Bases 269 to 892 code for a protein of 207 amino acids. The transcript has 4 exons. Gene Ontology annotation, cellular component: bicellular tight junction; plasma membrane. The record is from RefSeq and is a predicted model, not a curated record.